AUGAGCGGAGAAGAAGACACGAAGAACAACAGAGGAUUCGUCGUUGGUCACCAGCACCAUCCUCCUCCACCUUCUCAGCAGCCUCCCCAGUACGGUACCUUUCAAGGCGUCGACAACUACCCCCCGCCGCCGCCGCAUCAGCCCGUCAUCGGCUUCCCUCAGCCGGUGCCACCGCCCGGCGCCGCUCACUCCUCUUUCCCCGGUGGCGCCGCCUCCCAGUACUAUGCUCAUGGCUACCAAACCGUCCCUGGGUAUGCCGUUGCUGAAGGAAGACCUGUGCGGCGGGAACGGAGACUCCCUUGCUGCGGUCUAGGCCUUGGCUGGGUCUUGUUCAUCAUUGGUUUCUUUCUUGGUGCCAUCCCCUGGUACCUCGGGGUGUUUGUUCUACUCUGUGCAAGGAUAGACCCCAGGGAGAAACCAGGCUAUGUUGCUUGCACAAUCGCUGCUGUGGUUGCGACCGUUGCAAUCGUCUUUGGAGCCACAAAGGGUGCUCAUGCAUGGUGA
Messenger RNA from Linum trigynum, 504 nucleotides. NCBI's taxonomy places the organism in Eukaryota, Viridiplantae, Streptophyta, Magnoliopsida, Malpighiales, Linaceae. The record is from the annotation of a GenBank genome assembly.